Molecule: messenger RNA, 6567 nt
Organism: Camelus dromedarius (Arabian camel)
Lineage: Eukaryota; Metazoa; Chordata; Mammalia; Artiodactyla; Camelidae
Gene: PLCB2
Product: phospholipase C beta 2
Exons: 33
Coding region: 2050-5676 (1208 amino acids)
Biological process (GO): lipid catabolic process; release of sequestered calcium ion into cytosol; phosphatidylinositol-mediated signaling
Molecular function (GO): phosphatidylinositol-4,5-bisphosphate phospholipase C activity; calcium ion binding
Source: RefSeq, a predicted model, not a curated record
AGACCCCUACUGCAGGCGGGCGGGAGGAGGCUGAUUUAAAAGGCAGAUGGGCCUCUGGCCAAAGCACUCAGCUCUGCGCCCUGCCACUGUGCCCUAGGGGCUAUAAGAGCACCCAGACUUCCGGACCAGCUCCGGGGCGGGUGCCAUGUGAGCCCAGUCAGGCUCCUCUCCUGCCCGCCCUCCUUCCGCCCCUCCCCCUGCCCGCGGUGCUGUGCCUGCCCAGCCUCUCCAAAGAGGGACACUUGGCACCAUGUCUCUGCUCAACCCUGUCCUGCUGCCCCCAAAGGUGAAGGCUUAUCUGAGCCAAGGGGAGCGCUUCAUCAAAUGGGACGAUCCCCUUUACAAUGUAUUCUGUGGAAGAAGCUCUCCUACAACCCAUGGAAGGAAACAGCCAUCUCAAGACAUUCCGUUUGCUCUUGGCGAACAGACAAGUCUAGGGACAUCUUUCCUCAAAAAGCCCAGUCUUACUUCAGAAACUAGUUAUAACUCAAAACUCCAACCUUAAUUUAGAAUGACAUCUGCCCCACCUCCAUCUAAGAAUGGUUUCAGGUGGAAACCUCUGGAAAGGCCUGUGGGAGGACUCUCUGCUCCUCUUCUACUGCUUGGGAUGGGGUGCAGGGAGGGAGGAAGGAAUGGGGUACCAAAGUUUUUAAUUGAGCAGGUGCUAUCAUAAACUGGGCCUGGCAAAAGGGCAAGGCUUACGCUUUCUCUCAGGAAUAUUUUUGAGGACUCUUAGGAGACCCUCCCCCUGAGCGUGGGAUCUCUUGCUUAGGGUCCUCCUGCCACCUUGAUCUCAGGAGGUCACGCGCAAUUACUUCUUCAGCCCCUCAGAAUCCAGUUACUGCCUUCCGCUCCCUGCAGCUUUGGACUGUUUGUCUGUCUCUCCCACAGGCCCCCUCUGGACCCAGCAAAUACUCAUGGGUUCAUUGCCCCAGAGACUCUGAGGCUUCCAGCUCACCUAACACGCCAGCGUCUCUCUGUCUCUGACAGUCAGCCCACCUGUCACCCACCUGAUCUCCUGGGCGGGAGUCAGACCCCAGUCUGUUAUGCCCCACAACUGCAGGGGUGACAAAAGCUCUCCAAGUGCAGGCUUAACAUGAGGGGUCAGGCACCCCAACCCUCCUUGGUGGAGGGAAGAGAAUGGAGCUUAUAAUACAGCUUUCUCCAAAAUUAGCUUCCUCACACAGUGUUCUCUUUCCCCUAUACUCUAGCCACCCCUGAUCUGAGAACCUUUUUCUGGACCAUUUCCUUUGUGAAUUCUGCAUUUGGUCUGGUAUGGUGUGCAUUAAUUACCAUGCCUUGUUGGAAACUUCAAUUUUAAUGUCUUGUUAUUCAUGCACACAAAGACCAUUAAAAAAAAAAGGGAGUCUGUGUGCUCUGUGAGUGGAGCAGGAAUUCAGAAUUGAGUUCAUUCUUCAUUCACUCACUCCUUUAGCAAACCUGGGGCGUGGAGCUCAUGGUCUAGGACAGGAUUUUUUCCCCAGGGGAAGCGGGAGACCCUGGGGAAUUUCCCGGAUGGGCUCCUAGGUCUGAGAACUCACCCCUACUCCACUGUAGCAGCAUCUUUCUGGAAAGGCUUUUCAGAAGCUGUCCUUUGAUGGUAUUUCAGCCAGGAGUGAUUGGAUGCUUAGGCCUGGAGGCACUGGUUGUCUAUGGGACAGUUGGAUGGGUGGGGUGGGGGGAUUCAUGGAGGGGAGGACUGGGCGAGUGGGAAGUGAGGCUCUGGUGUGGGAGUUGGACUCUUGGCGCUCACCAUGUUGAGCUCUCCCGGGGGUAGCACGGAGUCUUGGGGAGGGAACUUCUACCACUUUGGCUGAGCUGUGGGCCUUGAAAACAGGCAGGGUGAGGGCCAAGACCCUUCUUGGGGCCUAGAGGAAGAAACUAUUUGAGAUUUAGAGGGGAACCCUCCUCUCUUCCAGAAGGGUCAUCUCCAAUCCACUACCCCUCCCCACCCCUGCUUCAGAGUUUUUAAGGCUCAUGCUCAGCCCUUAGCUCUGGAGAACAAAGGGAAAUGCCUGCAGAUUCCUGGGACAGCCACCUCCUGGACAGAUGGAAACGACAAUAGCCUCCCCAGUUAUUCUCCGUGUGGACCCCAAGGGCUACUACUUAUACUGGACAUAUCAGAGUAAGGAGAUGGAGUUUCUGGAUAUCACCAGCAUCCGGGACACCCGCUUUGGGAAGUUUGCCAAGCUGCCCAAGAGCCAGAAGCUCCGGGAUGUCUUCAACAUGGACUUUCCUGACAAUAACUUCCUGCUGAAGACACUCACUGUGGUGUCCGGCCCUGACAUGGUGGACCUAACCUUCCAUAACUUCGUCUCCUACAAGGAGAACGUGGGCAAGAACUGGGCCGAAGAUGUACUGGCCCUGGUCAAGCACCCGCUGACGGCCAACGCCUCCCGCCUCACCUUUCUGGACAAGAUCCUGGUGAAGCUCAAGAUGCAGCUCAACCCCGAGGGGAAGAUUCCCGUGAAGAAUUUUUUCCAGAUAUUUCCUGCUGACCGCAAGCGGGUAGAAGCUGCUCUGAGCACCUGCCACCUCCCAAAAGGCAAGAAUGAUGCCAUCAAUCCUGAGGACUUCCCAGAAUCUGUCUACAAGAGUUUUCUCAUGAGCCUCUGUCCUCGGCCAGAAAUAGAUGAGAUCUUCACUUCCUACCACGCCAAGGCCAAACCCUACAUGACCAAGGAGCACCUGACCAAAUUCAUCAACCAGAAACAGCGCGACUCCCGGCUCAACUCCUUGCUGUUCCCGCCGGCGCGGCCUGACCAGGUGCAGGGUCUCAUCGACAAGUACGAGCCCAGCGGCAUUAACAUACAGAGGGGCCAGCUGUCACCCGAGGGCAUGGUGUGGUUUCUCUGCGGGCCAGAGAACAGCGUGCUGGCCCAGGACAAGCUGCUGCUGCACCAUGACAUGACGCAGCCGCUCAACCAUUACUUCAUCAACUCCUCACACAACACCUACCUGACAGGUGGCCAGUUCUCAGGCCUCUCCUCUGCUGAGAUGUACCGCCAGGUGCUGCUGGCCGGCUGCCGCUGUGUGGAGCUGGACUGCUGGAAGGGGAAGCCUACCGACGAGGAGCCCAUCAUCACCCAUGGCUUCACCAUGACCACAGACAUCUAUUUCAAGGAAGCAAUUGAAGCUAUUGCAGAAAGUGCCUUUAAGACCUCCCCUUAUCCAGUCAUCCUGUCAUUUGAAAACCACGUGGAUUCGUGCGUAUCCAGGCCAUCCAGCCUCAUUCUCUACCCUGUCCCCAUCUCCUGCCUACAGCUGCCCUCCCUGCAACUGUCUCCAGCCUCAAACCAUGACUUCCAGCUCUCUCCGAGACCCCGCCAACAGGCUAAGAUGGCUGAGUAUUGCCGGACGAUAUUUGGGGAUAUGCUGCUCACAGAGCCCCUGGAAAAGUUCCCACUGAAUCCAGGCGUCCCCCUGCCCAGUCCUGAGGAUCUCCGAGGCAAGAUCCUCAUCAAGAACAAGAAGAACCAGUUUUCUGGCCCAGCAGCUCCCAGCAAAGAGCCAGAUGGGGAUGCUGAAGGGAGCGGCCCACCCAGUGCCCCUGUGGGAGAGGACACAGUGCUGAGGGAGGCAGUGUGGACUGGUGAGGAAGGGGCUGAGUUGGAGGACGAGGAGGUGGAAGAGGAAGAGGAGGAGGAGUCGGGAAACCUGGAUGAAGAGGAGAUGAAGAAGAUGCAGUCAGAUGAGGGCACAGCGGGCCUGGAGGUGACAGCUUACAAGGAGAUGUCCAGCUUAGUCAAUUACAUCCAGCCUACCAAGUUCAUCUCUUUCGAGUUCUCUGCCCAGAAGAACCGAAGUUAUGUCAUCUCCUCCUUCACAGAGCUCAAGGCUUAUGACCUGCUCUCCAAGGCCUCCGUGCAGUUUGUGGACUACAACAAGCGGCAGAUGAGCCGCAUCUACCCCAAGGGCACCCGCAUGGACUCCUCCAACUAUAUGCCCCAGAUGUUCUGGAAUGCCGGUUGUCAGAUGGUUGCUCUCAACUUCCAGACAAUGGACCUGCCCAUGCAGCAGAACAUGGCACUCUUCGAAUUCAAUGGGCAGAGUGGUUACCUCCUCAAGCAUGAGUUCAUGCGUCGGCCGGACAAGCAGUUCAACCCCUUCUCAGUGGACCGCAUUGACGUGGUGGUAGCCACCACCCUUUCCAUUACGGUGAUCUCUGGGCAGUUCCUGUCAGAGCGCAGUGUGCGCACCUAUGUGGAAGUGGAGCUGUUUGGCCUUCCUGGAGACACCAAGAGGCGCUAUCGGACCAAGCCGUCACCCACUACCAACUCCAUCAAUCCUGUCUGGAAGGAGGAGCCCUUUGUCUUUGAGAAGAUCUUAAUGCCUGAGCUGGCUUCCCUCAGGGUGGCUGUGAUGGAGGAAGGCAACAAGUUUCUUGGACAUCGCAUCAUCCCCAUCAAUGCCCUGAAUUCUGGAUACCACCAUCUGUGCCUGCACAGUGAGAGCAACAUGCCCCUCACCAUGCCUGCGCUCUUUGUCUUCCUAGAGAUGAAGGACUAUGUACCUGACACCUGGGCAGAUCUCACCGUGGCCCUCGCCAAUCCCAUCAAGUUCUUCAAUGCCCAUGAUAAGAAGUCUGUGAAGCUCAAGGAAGCCAUGAGAGGCCUGCCUGAGAAUCCCUUUCCUCUCGGAAGCCCAGUUGCCCGCCAUGUCAAUGAGGCAUCAGCCCCAACAAGCAACGGGUCAGCAGCAGCCGGGUCCAAGGCCAAGGAGGGGACCACGAAAGAAGCUGCGGAGCCGCAGACCGCCAGCCUGGAGGAGCUGCGGAAGCUGAAGGGCGUCGUGAAGCUGCAGCGGCGGCACGAGAAGGAGCUGCGGGAGUUGGAGCGGCGCGGCACGCGGCGCUGGGAGGAGCUGCUGCAGAGGGGCGCGGCGCAGCUGGCUGAGCUCGGGCCGCCGGGCGCGGGGGGCGGCGGCGGCGGCGGCGGCGGGGCCCGGGGCAGCAAGCUCGGCCCGGGCAAGGGCUCCCGCAAGAAGAGGACCCUGCCGGGCGAGGACACGGCUCGGGCGCUGCCGGCCGAGGGCCCCGAGGGCACGGACACGCGCGUGCGAGAGCUGAAGGACAGGCUGGAGCUGGAGCUGCUGCAGCAGGGCGAGGAGCAGUGCGAGUGCAUCUUGAAGCGCAAGGAGCAGCACGUGGUGGAGCAAAUGACCAAGAUGAUGGAGCUGGCCAGAGAGAAACAGGCUGCUGAGCUGAAGACGCUCAAGGAGACCUUGGAGAUUGACACCAAAGAGGUAAAGAAAAGGCUGGAGGCCAAGAGGCUGGAGCGGAUACAGGCCAUGAUCAAGGUCACCACAGACAAGAUGGCUCAGGAGAGGUUGAAGAGAGAGAUUAACAACUCCCAUAUCCAGGAGGUGGUGCAGGUCAUCAAGCAGAUGAAUGAGAACCUGGAGAGGCACCAGGAGAAGCUGGAGGAGAAGCAGGCAGCCUGCCUGGAGCAGAUCCGGGAGAUGGAAAAGCAGUUCCAACAGGAGGCGCUAGCAGAGUACGAGGCCAGGAUGAAGGGCCUGGAGGUGGACGUGAAGGAGUUGGUGAAGGCCAGCCUCAGGGCCUGCUUCCCCUCUGCAGAGGAGGGCAAGCCUGAGAGGCCCUGUGGGGUCUCCAGGGAGCUGUGUGAGCAGGACGCACUCACCAAGAAGGCAGACGCCCAGGAGAGCCGCCUCUGAUGCCCUCAUCCGAUUGGGACAUUCUGCAAGGACAUUCGCCCUUCUCUGGGAUGUGGCUCCAUCCCCCCUGGAGGAAAGGGCCCCAGCACUGUGAGGCUGCAGGAAGCUGGGGCUCCCUUGGACACUAGAACCCCGUCCUCAACAGGCAGGCUAAGGAGGAGGCAAGAACCAGGUACCAUCAGGGCAGGGGCCCAUCUGGGGCCUAGAGGUCCUCUCCAAGCUGACUUCCUGCUCCUCCUUCUCUUCCUCCUCUAAGUGUCACCUAUUUGUUGAGGGCAAAAGAAUAUGGACUGGAAGGUAGGAAAUGGGGUCCUGGCCCCACUCUGCCUUUCCUAGCAUGCCACUCUAGACUUAGUUUCCUCACCUGGAGGAAUAGGCCUGGCUGCCUGGAAUCUCCACUCUAGCACCUGUAGUUGAAGCUGGUCCAAACUCCAAACCCUCCUGCCAUAAGGCGGGCGGCUCACCCCAGCUUCUCGGCCCCAUCUCAGGCUUGCACUGAGUUGGCCUUGUUGUCAGCUCCUUGGUACAGAGCCUGACUCUACUUCCAGCUCCCUGGAAACAGCUACUCCCAGAAACCCCAGCUGAGUUGUCUUGCCUGCCUCCUGCCUGUCGGGGAUGGGAGGCUGAUGUGGAAAAUCUCCCUCAGCUGUGUGGCCCUCAGGCCUCUGAGACAACUGGUGCUGGGAGUGAAGGGAGAAGGAAGGUCUUUUAUAUGCUCUCGUGCCAAGAGCUCAGGCCGCCUCUUUCCCUCGGUCGGAGGAGUGGGGUGGUAUUUCCCAGCCUGGGCCCCAACUCAGGUUGCCUCACAAGGUCAGCACCAUUUUCUCUCUUGACUUUAAUGAGGUUUUAUUUAUUUUUCUCCUUCUGACUAAACAACCCUGUUCCAAGAUA